Messenger RNA from Oryzias melastigma (Indian medaka), 6616 nucleotides. RefSeq names its product kinesin-like protein KIF20B. The transcript is spliced from 35 exons. The record is from RefSeq and is a predicted model, not a curated record. Gene Ontology annotation, molecular function: plus-end-directed microtubule motor activity; microtubule binding; ATP binding. Bases 135 to 5660 code for a protein of 1841 amino acids. Gene Ontology annotation, cellular component: spindle microtubule; nucleus. Gene Ontology annotation, biological process: mitotic spindle assembly; microtubule-based movement. NCBI's taxonomy places the organism in Eukaryota, Metazoa, Chordata, Actinopteri, Beloniformes, Adrianichthyidae.
AGCAUGAACGCAGCACAGCCAGGACGCAGGCGCAGUUCCUGCUUCAAUCCGGUUGGCUGGUUUCAAACUUAGACCGCGUCUGUGUUGUUAUGCUAAGCUCAACGUAAAUCAGCGCUCACAAGAAAAGGAGGACGAUGGACUCGAGCCUGAGCAGCAAGACUGACCGAUUGGAACAAACAGAAGUUGAAGAUUUGAAAAGUGAAUUUACGUCGGAAUGUAGUUUUCUACCGGACGCUCAGCAUUCCUGCUUGGGGGAAAAGCAGCACCUUCAGGUGUACCUCAGAAUCCGACCUUUCACCCCAGAGGAGACCAAAAGGGGAGAAUCGCAGGAUUGUGUGACUAUGGAGGGUCCAGACUCCGUCCUGCUGAGGCCUCCCAGCAGCUCCGUCACAGCCAGAUACAGCCUGGACCGAGCGCUCCCACAGGCCGGCCAGCGCUUCCGCUUCUCCAAGGUGUACGGUCCUGAGACGACGCAGAGAGAACUGUUUGACGGCACGGUGAAAGACCUGGUGAAAGACGCUCUUGAAGGGAGAAGCUCUCUGGUUUUUACAUACGGAGUCACAAACGCUGGGAAGACCUUCACUUUCUUAGGUCCAGAUGCGGAUGCCGGCAUCCUGCCUCGAUCUCUGGACGUCAUCUUCAACAGUGUGGAGGGGCGGGUCUUCUCUGGAACGAGCAUCAAGCCGCAUCGCUGCAGAGAGUUCACAAGACUGAGCGAGGAGCAGCAGGCGGAGGAGGCCUCGUUCAAGAGGAACCUCUUCAGACAAACUGCUGAGAAUGAAAAGAGCAAAAGCAGCUUGUCCAGUUUGAGCGGCGAAACUUUCCUUUCAGACUCCUUCUCAGAGAAAACCUCUCCAGCAGCCGAAGACGGCGUCAGCCUGAAGGUUGAAGCGAACACCAAGUUCUCCGUUUGGGUUUCUUUCUGUGAAAUCUACAACGAGAACAUCCACGACCUCCUGGAGGUGGCGCCCGGCGCGGCGCUGAGGAGGACGGCGCUGCGCCUGUCACAAGACAUCAAGGGGAACGCCUUCAUCAAAGAUCUCCGUUGGGUUCAGGUGGACUCUGCAGAAGAGGCCUACAAAGUAGUGAAGCUGGGAAAGAAGAAUCAGAGUUUCUGCUCCACUCGACUGAAUAAUCUCUCCAGCAGGAGCCACAGUAUCUUCUCCAUUCGAAUCUUGAGGAUUGAAGACGUCGACGCUCCACGAGUCAGCACAGUCAGCGAACUGUGUCUGUGCGACCUGGCGGGCUCUGAGCGCUGCGCUAAGACGCAGAACAAAGGAGAGCGGCUGAAGGAAGCGGGAAACAUCAACACGUCACUUCUCAUCUUGGGGAAAUGCAUCAACGCCCUGCGCCACAAACAGCAGACAAAACUGUUGCAGCACGUCCCCUUCAGGGAGAGCAAGUUGACCCAUUACCUUCAGGGCUUUUUCUGCGGUCGGGGUAAAACCUGCAUGAUCGUCAACAUCAACCAGUGCGCCUCCAUGUACGACGAGACGCUCGGCGUCCUCAAGUUCUCCGCCGUGGCCCAGAAGGUUGUAGUUUUGUUCUCAAGGCCGCUCUCCGUCAUGCCGCUGGCGUCCUCCAGUGAAGUGGCCUUAAACCCGACUGCAGAGAGAAAAGCUCUUUACAGCAGCGACAGAAGCUCCCUGAUCGGAUGGGAGAGCAGCCUCGAUGAUGUGCAGGAGGAUGAAGACUAUGACGAAGAUGUGAGCUGCAUGGACGACACUGCAGAUCACUCUGUCAAUGAAGAUGAUGAGAAAACGGUUAUCAGUAAAGGAAAGCUGCAGAGGCUGAUUGGUGAGUUGAAGCAGCUGCAGGUUCAGCUGAAGAAGGAGCGUGCUGAGAGCAUGCUGCUGGAGGGUCGGAUCCGGGAGGAAACCAGUCAGGAGUUCUCACAGCUCUUCCAAGAGAUGCAGACCGACUUCACUGAACGUCUCGCACGGGAAAGGGAGAUCCUGGAGGAGCGAGCUGAAAAAAGGAUGCAGAUUUGCAAGAACCUCAUCAACAAGAUCUACACGUCUGGCUCCAGUCAAGAUGCACAAGACAUGGACACGUCUGCUGAGCUGGCAGAUUCUGCAGAGGAACCUCGUUUCCGUCAAAGCUCAGGCCAAGCUGGUCCUCAGACGUUCAGAACGGACGCUGGAACGAAGCUGGAGACGGACGACCCGCAGAAAACCCAGAAGCAGCAGGAUGACGACCCUGAUGCGGUUGAGGAGAAGAGACGACUUGUUCUGCAGCUUCAGGAGAAAUCAGCAGAAGCUGCUCGACUGACAGAACAACUUGAAGAGCUGCAGAAACUGCUGGAUCAGGCCUCCACCACCCGCUCUGAAGAGAGAAGCCCCCAGAGGAAACAUCAGCUGGAGGAGGCCUUGGCUGCCCUGGAGAAGGUCAAAACAGAAAAAGAAGAGGCCUUGGCUGCUUUGGAGUACCAGACUUUAGGAAAAGAAGAGGCCUUGGCUUUCUUAGAGGAGGAGAGGAAAGCGAGGGAGGAGGCCGUCGCCUCCCUCAAGGAGCUCAGGAGACUCACGAAGGAGACGCAGGAGAUGCUCGAACGAGAGAAGAGCGGCAGAGAAAAAGCAGCAGCCGCUCUAGAAGCCGAGAAGAGAACAAACGAGGAGUUUGUUUCAGAGCUUUCGAAAGAGAAGCAAAGCAGAGAGGAGGCUCACGCCGCUCUCUGCGAGGAGAGGAGGCGGACGCAGGAGGUCCAGUCAGCUCUGGAGUCUGAGAGGAAGAGAAACGGCGAGCUGGCUGAAGCAGGAGGACGGAUGCAGGAGGAGAUCGACGCUUUGAAGCGAGAACUUGGCCAGCUCGCCGAGAAGCUGGAGGCUGCAGAGCAACAGGUGGACAACAAGUCUGAGGUAGCAGAGCAAGCCCUCGCCCAGCUGGGAUCUGUUCAAACCCAACUGGAGACUGAGUCCAAUGAGGUCCAGGAGAAAACCUGCCAGCUCAAAACCUUGACCCAAAAGCUCCAGACGCUAAAUGAGGAACUCCUGGAGAGUCACAUUUCAUCUGAAGGUGACAGAGAUAAAGUAAAGGAGGAACUGUUGGAGCUGAAGACCAAACUGGCUGAGCAGGAAGACCAGACGGAGAAGGCCCAAAGCCGUGUGCAGGAGCUGGAGCGCGAGCUAACACAGGUUAGCCAGCAGCUAGCCCAGAACCAGCUGCUUUCUGAGCAGAUUUCAGAGAAGCUGAGUCAGACUGAGGCGUCCUCCAAAGAGGAGCGAGAGGGAAUGCUGCACAAACUGACAGGUGAGCUCCGAGCUCAGUUUGAACGGGAAUCUAAAGAGGAAGUGGAUCAGCUCAGAGCUGAACUUCAGGAGCAAAUCAGACAACUGAACGAGCAACUCCAACAACGAGACGUGCAGCACGAGGACUGGACACAGAAACUCAGCCAAGAAAACGAGACCGCCAGCAAAGAGUUGAAGGAUCUGAAAGAGAAGCUCAGCCAGAAGGAAGAAGCUCUGGAGCUGCUGGAGGCUGAACUCAAAUCCAAGCUGAACUCUAACGUGAAGACUGAAGAGGAUCUGAGGAGACUCAACUCUGACCUCCAGAGCGAGGUCACAGCCCUGAAAGCUACGCUUUCCAACGUGGAGGCUAAAGAGUCCUCUCUCGAGGAGAUGAAGGAGCUGAAGAAAGCAUCCGAGGACAGAGAGGCCGAGCUUCAGAAGAAAGUCCUGGAAGCCGAGGCGCAGGUCGCGACCUUGCAGAAGAGUCUGCAGGCGGCGCAGGAAAAGCGGGAGGAGGACGAGUGUCAGGCGGUCCGGGAGGCCAGGCGCAAGGAGGCGGAGCGGCGCAAGGAGCUGCUGGCUGUCGCACACGAGGCCAUCGCUCAGAAGGAUGCGGAGCUGGAGAAGAAAGCCGAGGAGAUCAGCAGACUGAAGGAAACCGCCAAACAGGACGCAGAGAAGAUGAAGAGUCUCAGUCUUGAUCUUCAGAGGAGAGAAGACGACUCUUCAGACCUCCAGGAAAAACUGACCGACUACAAGAAGCAGAUGCAGCAGGUCCAGAAGGAGAUUUCUGCAAUGAGGGAGGAGGAGAAGCUGUUGAGGCAGAAGCUGUCUGACAUGGAGAAAACCAAGAAGCAGCUUCAGAGUGACCUCAGUACCAGAGACAGAACCAUCCAGCAGCUCAGACUGGACCAAUCCAACACAAAAUGUGAUGAAACACACCAGCUCUACAGUAAAGCCUGUAAAGACCUGGAGGCGAAGGAGCGCGUGUUGGAGGAAAUGCGAUCGGCUCUAGUGGAGCAGGACGACACGCAGGAGAAGAUGGAAAAAGCCCUGGAGGAGAAGCUUCUCCACAUCCAGGAGCUCUGCAGCGAGGUGGAGCGGUUGAAGAGCGUUCUGCUGCAGCAGAGAAGUGACGGUAACCCACAGGGAGAAACCAACCAUCCAUCAGACCAGCUCAAACAGGCAAAGGAGGAAACCGCUCAAGUUCAAGAAAGCUUGAAGAUGUUGACGGAUAAACACCAGACUGAACGCAAAAAGUGGCUGGAGGAAAAACUGUCUCUGAUUGGUCAAGCCAAAGAAGCGGAGGACAAGAGGAAUCAGGAAAUGAGGAAGUUUGCAGAAGACAGAGAGCGCUACAGUCGGCAGCAAGGCCAGCUGGAGUCGCAGCUUGAGGAGAAGGAGAAGACGAUGGAGAACUGGAGGAAGGACAGGGACACUCUGGUCGCAGCUCUGGAGGUCCAGCUGAAGAAACUUCUUUGCAGCCAAGCAGAAAAAGACAAAAUCAUUGAGCAGCUACGCCUGCAAAACACGCAGCCGCCAGCAGAGGUUCAGAGAGCUGAAAGCAGCUCCAGCGUGGCAGAUCUGCAAGCGUCUGUGUCGGAGAAAGAGGCGGAGAUCCUGCAGCUGAGGAGAGAGCUGGAGGAGAGCCGAGCCGCACAGUCCAGCAGCAGCGAAGGCUCUGCUACACUAACGAGGGAACCAAAGUGUGAAAACCCAAAGAUGUCUGGAAGUGAAGACGUCAGAGCUUCAGGCAGCAGUCAGGGCUCCGCUGGCUUCCCGUCCGUCCUGGACUCCUCUGAAAUCUCCACAGAAAACGGGAGAUCCAGCCGCUUCCCGCGGCCGGAGCUGGAGAUCUCCUUCAGCCCCCUGCAGCCGAACCGCAUGGCCCUGCGGCGGCAGGGGGAGGAGAGCGCCGUCACCGUCAAAAUCAGCCGCACGGCGCGCAAGAGGAAGAGUGGAGAAAUGGAAAAGUCUUAUAUUUUUAGGAGGAGUAAACGGAAAGCAACACGUGAGGAAGAGGUGGAGGCAGAGAACAGGAGGAACACGAGAAGCAAACUGACGCCAAGGCUGACCCCACAAAAAGAAGAUAGCUCCUCCCCGGCGGGUCGCCAUGACUCCCAGAGCAGCGUCCGCAGCAGGAAGGAGGGCACGCUGCAGAAGAUCGGAGACUUCUUGCAAAGCUCCCCGACGCUGCUGGGCUCUAAAGCCAAGAAGAUGAUGAGUCUUGUGAGCGGUCGAGCUGAUGCAGAGUCAGCAGCCUCCUCUUCCUCACUGGCUCUGAGAGCCAAGAAAACCAGAAAACUCUACAGACCUGAGAUCUCCUCUCCCAUGGAAAUGCCCUCCCACCCUAUCCUCAACAGAGAACCAGAAAGCAAAGAGAGCGACCAUAACAUCAUCAAGCGCCGCCUUCGCUCCCGAGUGGCUAAAUAACAACCUAAUAAAGGUCUGAACCGUUUGGUUUCAGUUAAACAAAGUAUUACUACAGUUCUUCUUUAAAAACACUAGUUAUUUUGUCUUAAAUAUACCUUGCAGUAUAUGCUGAUUUAGAGUCGAGAAAACUCACUUUUGUAUAUUAUGGUGAUUAUAUUGGAAGUAAUGAUGAUGAAAAGAAAUUAUAGAAAACUUUAGUUUUUGAUCUAAGAUCCUCUUGUUGCUGCUUAUAUUUACACUAUACUCGAUACUAAACCGUUUCUUACAUUUUAUAACAAUUCUAAUUUUUUUUGUCUUUUUUUACAACUACUACUGCUAAAAUAUUGAUCACUUUGUCAUGUGAUCAACAACACUUUUUAUUGAGAUUUAAAGAAGCUGCUUAUGGCGAACCUUUGAGAAUCUUAGCAAAGCUCUGCUCCAAAUCCUUCAUAUGCUCUUAAACAUGUUAUUUUCACUUAAUUGUGUUUAAAAUAAUGAUCAUAAACACUUUUAUUUGACUCUAAUUCCACAUUUGUGUCAAACUAUUAAAAAAAACCCAAUUUAAUGCCAUAAUUAGCCGAUUUAAAUAAGCGGUGAUCUGAAGCUUUCAUUGUUCCGUCUGCUGGACUGACUGUAGAUUUAUCCGCUGACACAGAAGCUUUUGAUGAAGCUUCGUGUGAGUCGAGGCUUGAAAAGGGUUUGGAGCGGAGCUGCAGGAGCCUCCAGAACACGCGUGUCCCAACUCCACCUGCACUUUAUCUCCCGGUGAACGCCGCCGCUGCGCAGUGUUUAAAGACGAAGCAGAAUUCCUGUUUCAGCCGCUCCACCUACGACAUACUUCUCAUGUCUCGUUCUGUUCAGAAUGAAGGAUUGUUCUUUGUAAGAGAAAAAGUUCUUUUGUGUUUUCUUUUGUAUUUCUUUGACUUUUUUGGCACGUUCACUCGCUAAAUAAAGAUGCACCUUAUAGCAAACCGUCA